AUGGGGGCUGAUAUCAGCACCAGCGUCAAGAAUACGAUGCGAACGCGAUGGUGGUUCCCGAUCCGCAACGGCACAUACUCUCUGAUAUACGACGGAGGGAUAUGCCCGCCGUGUAUGGAAGCUAGGCUAGCGCUACCGCAAAGCAAUCGCCAAGACGCAAGCAGGUGUCGCGGGACCCUGAACAAGAGGAUCGUGCAUGUUCCAACAACAGACUAA
Messenger RNA from Purpureocillium lilacinum, 216 nucleotides. The record is from RefSeq and is a predicted model, not a curated record. Lineage: Eukaryota; Fungi; Ascomycota; Sordariomycetes; Hypocreales; Ophiocordycipitaceae.